Molecule: messenger RNA, 2089 nt
Organism: Hydractinia symbiolongicarpus
Lineage: Eukaryota; Metazoa; Cnidaria; Hydrozoa; Anthoathecata; Hydractiniidae
Product: cell surface glycoprotein 1-like
Exons: 3
Coding region: 98-1912 (604 amino acids)
Source: RefSeq, a predicted model, not a curated record
GAAUCUAAUCAAGUGGAAAGUAUAUGCUCAGGACGUUUUCAGGACAAAAACAACUGCAGCUUGUGAAAUUCAUUCUUGAAGUAGCGCAAGUAACAAAAUGUUGAGAGUUGCAGUGCUUAAUCUAUUGGUGGCAGCAAGUUUGGGGUAUUUUCUUCCACGAGAAAACUACCCUAACCAUCGACAACUAUAUGAAGAUUAUCGCAGAAGGGAACCACAAUUAACAAGGUCUGAUAACUUUAGGCACCCUUUCUACAACUUUGAAGAAUAUAAACAGGACCCUAAUCCCAGAGGAUACCAAUAUGAAAUCCCGUUCAAAACGAAUGAAAACGCUGAUCCUUCUCUCCGCCGACAUCCAUUCUUAUAUAAAGAAGACAUAGAAACACCGGUCAGAAAGGACGAACUUGUCAGAAAAUUCAACGCCGCAGCUGACAAGAAGGACGAGCCUGUACCUGUGAAACAAGACGAGCCUGUACCUGUGAAACAAGACGAGUCCGCUCCCGUCAAGAAAGACGAGUCCGCUCCCGUCAAGAAAGACGAGCCGGCACCCGUCAAGAAAGACGAGCCGGCACCAGUCAAGAAAGACGAGCCCUCACCCGUCAAGAAAGACGAGCCCGCACCUGUCAAGAAAGACGAGCCGGCACCCGUCAAGAAAGACGAGCCGGCACCCGUCAAGAAAGACGAGCCGGCACCCGUCAAGAAAGACGAGCCGGAACCCGUCAAGAAAGACGAGCCGGAACCCGUCAAGAAAGAUGCACCUAUCAGGAGGGGUGAACUCAUACCCCCUCCGGGAGACGCGUCUCUCCCUUUCAGAAGUCAAUAUCGACAACAUGGAGAUGUACCUGCCUCUUUCAGGAGACAAUAUCGCCAACAAAACUAUAAAUAUGACGAUUUUAUUAGACCCCCUCAGGGAGACGCGUCUCUCCCUUUCAGAAGUCAAUAUCGACAACAUGGAGAUGUACCUGCCUCUUUCAGGAGACAAUAUCGCCAACAAAACUAUAAAUAUGACGAUUUUAUUAGGCACCAAUAUGCUUACCAAGAUUACAGACGACUUCCACAAUUUGCAAACUCGGAAGACAACAGUCGCUCGCGUUACGAUUCUAAACGAUACUUACCUGAAAUUAAGGAUGCACCAGCCAAGGAAGAUGCACCAGCCAAGGAAGAUGCACCAGCCAAGGAAGAUGCACCAGCCAAGGAAGAUGCACCAGCCAAGGAAGAUGCACCAGCCAAGGAAGAUGCACCAGCCAAGGAAGAUGCAACAGCCAAGGAAGAUGCACCAGCCAAGGAAGAUGCACCAGCCAAGGAAGAUGCACCAGCCAAGGGAGAUGCACCAGCCAAGGGAGAUGCACCAGCCAAUGAGGUAGCGGCAAAGAAAGAUACACCUGUAAAGGAUGAACCAUCAAAAAAAGGCGAAGGAGAAUCUACGUAUGUCAAUCUUUUUAGUGACAGUAAAGAAGAUGUUACUCCUGAAGUUAACCUGUUAAAAGAAGAAAAAAAAAAAGAAGUUGUGUUACCAAAGCGCUUAGCACACACUGAAGACGCUCAGAAAAGAAGGAUGAACAACGAUGAUGAAAUUUCAAAAGAUGUGAUAAGUUUAGGAAAACUUUUUAAAGAUAAAGAACGAGACACAAAACAACAUGAAGCAAGAAAGUAUAACACACUGGCUGACAAUCGCCGACUCCCUGCGUCACAUGAUCAAGAUGCUGACACACAGCGUCGUACUGGUGCAAUCUUAAGACGUCCUUUUGAACGUGACGCAAGGAAUGACAUGCGAAGAUUUUAUCGCUUACCUAGUCGAGAUUUUAUCCGACAAAACAGUCCUUUCUCUCAACGCACGUAUGAUAGUGACACUAGAAAUGACAUGCGACGAUUCUAUCGCCUACCUAGCCGGGACGCCAUCCGCCAAAAAUAUUAACGUAGAAUCAUUCAACAAUACGUAAAUAUUGUCACACCUACUGACUGUAUUUUUUUUUAAUUGUACCUCUUUUAGUUAACUAAAAAGUUUCUUAAAAACAAUGUUAUUUAAAGACUGUAAUAGAUUCACUCGCCAAAUAAAUCGUAGUCCUAAGUUUCAGAACAGCGACACUUAAAA